AACAAAUCAAUUAAAUAUUUUCUAAAUGUUUGCACAAAUGUGAUAUAUUAAGCUUUUUUUAAAUGAAGAAAUUAAGGAUAAGUGACUUACCCAAGGCAAGAAAGUGAUUAAAAAAGAAGGAGUCACAGAUCUGGAUUUGCUACUUACUAGUACCUAGCUCACAAGGUUGUUGCAAAGAUUAUAGUGUGUGGUGCUUGCUAGCUCUUACAAAAAUGGAAUCAGAUCUUAGCUCGGGUACUUCUUCCUUAAGAAAACCUUGACAACCUACUGUAGAUCAAAGUUUCCAUUAUAUGCUCACCAACAUCACACAGUCCUUUCCCAGCACUUACCUCUGCUUUAAUAUUACAGUAAUGUGUGACUAUUUGAUUACUGUCUUCUCUCUAUAGACUGGAAGCUCUAGCAGAAUAAUGUCUGUCUUGUUCUCCAUAGAAUCUCCUGUGCUUAAUACGGUGCUUGUCACACAGCUCUUCAGUUUUGUUGGAUAACCCUGGCCCGUGUGGCUCAGUAGGUUGGGCAUCUUGGGGUGUACCAGGAGGUCGCCGUUCAGUCCCGGUCAGGGCACAUGCGAUUCGGGUUUGACUCUUAGGCUGGGAAAAAUGUUCUGUGAUGAGGGAGAAGAUAGAAUAAGGUAACGUGUAUGUGACUAAACUGAGAUAAAAGAUAAAUUUAAAAGAACUGGAGACCCCUGCAGGGAAGUCGUGUAAACAGUUCAAAGGACACGACUUCCACUGAGGACGUAACCACGACUGAGGACGCAUACGAUGAACGACCGUUCUAGUUCAAAUCUCGGGACCGCACUUUUGUUCUUCCCUUCCGUACAAUGACCCAAGAUGGCGGGGCCCGUGAUUGGAAACGGGGUUCAAGAUGGCGGCUUCCUACCCUCCCCCGAAGCGUCGCGCGUGACCACGCCCACUUCCGGUUCCUCGGCUCAGCAUGGCUGCGUUAGGGUUAGGUAGUCUGCUCCUGGCAGGUGUCCGGAGGCUGCACGGCAGCGCGGCGGCUCGGGCGGGUAGCCAGUGGAGACUCCAGCAGGGCAUGGCUGCCAAUCCCUCCGGCUACGGGCCCCUGACGGAGCUCCCAGACUGGUCUUACGCGGAUGGGCGCCCUGCUCCUCCAAUGAAAGGACAGCUUCGAAGACAAGCCCAAAGGGAGAAGUUUGCAAGACGAGUUGUAUUACUGUCACAGGAAAUGGAUGCUGGAUUACAGACAUGGCAACUCAGGCAGCAGGAGAAGUUGCAAGAAGAAGAAAGGAAGAAGAAAAAUGCUCUUAAACCUAAAGGGGCUGCUCUUCAGAACUCAAUACCAAGUCAAUAAAAAGCAAUUCCUGUUUCCCUUU
Miniopterus natalensis is the source of this 1336-nucleotide messenger RNA. It is a transcript of the gene MRPL52, whose product is annotated as mitochondrial ribosomal protein L52. Gene Ontology annotation, molecular function: structural constituent of ribosome. The record is from RefSeq and is a predicted model, not a curated record. Gene Ontology annotation, cellular component: mitochondrial large ribosomal subunit. Gene Ontology annotation, biological process: mitochondrial translation. NCBI's taxonomy places the organism in Eukaryota, Metazoa, Chordata, Mammalia, Chiroptera, Miniopteridae.